AUGCAGAGUGUUAGGAAACCGUUCAAGAUUGAAAGAAUAGAUAAUAGAUAUUUUGAGGAAACAUUUCAAGAAUCAAUAGGUAUAAGUUCAACUUUCAAUGAUGAUGAAUCAACUGCAAAUUUAUUAUUAGGGAAACAUUCUUUGAAUUCUAAUAAAAUUAUCUCUACAAAGACAUUAGAUGUAGUGCAAUGCUGCGAUAAGGAAACAUUUGUAAUUGUUGAAGAUAGAUGCAUACGAGCUAUACAUUUACUAGAAUCGCAUGACGUAGAAAUAUUUGAUCAAUUGCCUUUACAUGAUACGAUUUUGUGUUGUAUUGAAUCAAAAUCUACACAUGGUAGAAUUUGUAUUUUAACAGAUAAUAAUAUGAUUCAUUUCAUUGACGUAAUAGAGAUCAAAGGAUCUAAAAAAUUGAAAUUUACAAGAGAUAUAGAUAUAAAUUUGAACUCAAUAGAUAAAAAUUUGCAUCUAUUCAUGGCAACAAUCGACAAUACUGUUUAUUUGAUUAAUAAAUCUAUGAAUAGAAUUUAUUCAAUAGACGUGAACAAGAAUCAAUUGAACUCAGUUCCAUUCCAAUUAACAAUGAUUCAUCAACUAGUUGAUUUUACAUCAUACGUAUCAGAGAAAGGUACACGUAAUUUACUUUUGUUUCAUAUCGAUAAAUUGUCAAAGAUAUUACAUCUUGAAAUUCUUGAAAUAAUUAAUGGUGAUAAUGAAGCAACACCGGCAGAAUUAUUAAGAAAGAAAACUUUUAAGAUUGAUAAAAUAGAGAAUGAUCUUCUAAGGAUAAAAAAGAUAGACUCCCAAUGUAUCGUAGUACUAACGUUUAACAAUGUGGUAAUUAUAUCCGGUAAACAAUUUUCUGUUAAGAGAUGGCCAAAUGGAACCAUUUUGAAGAAGCAUUUAAAACAAUCAUUUGAUCUUAAAACCUUUUAUGUUGAUAGAGAUAAGACAUCGUUUUUUUUACAAUUAGUGGACCCCAAAUUGAAUAUUUUGAGCGCAACUUUAAAGAAAGGUGAAAGCAAUAUUAAAUGGAAAUUUAAAUCUGAUAACCCUUUUAAACAACAAAGCAUUCUUGCAUUUUAUUUAACUCGCGAUAUCAUAUAUUUGAGAGAUAAAGCUGAUAAAAUCAAUAUAAUUAAAAUUGAACAAGAUAAAAACAGAGAACACUAUAAGUUUACAAAUAAAGCUGCCUUUAAACAAAUUACGUAUGAGAAUGUUACUUAUAAAUGUGGAUUUGUUAAAUCAAAUACAGGUUCUAUAGUACAGAAUUUUAUUUUUGGAGGUGUGAAUUUGAGUAAUAAUAAGCCAUUCUUAGAGGAGACAAAUACAUCUAUACAAUAUGUUAUUAAGAAAAUAGGAGUAAUUUCAAAUGAGACAGGUAUACUUAAUAAACUUGUCAUCAACAGAGGAACUUUGAAGAUAUUAUUUAACAACAAAUUAUAUGGAAUGGAUCAAGAUAAAAAUAUUGUAUUGAUAAAGUCAUUGGAUUUAACUGAAUCUUACCUAUCCGAUAAAGGUAAUAUAAUCCCUUACCACAAUGAACAUAUUAUAUAUUGCGCAGACGUUAUUUCUUAUAAUACACUCCAUGCAGUUCAUGAUAUUCUACUACAAAUCCAUAUAGACGGCAAGGUAACAAUAAAAUCAUACGGUGAAGAUACAAAUAACUUUCAUACCCUAUAUGAACUUAAGCAUAAAAUCAAGUUGCAAAAAAAAGUAAGAACCUCCGCAAUAAUUACAGAGACUUCCGACAUUUAUUUAUUGAUAAAUGAAAAUGAAAUGCUAUAUCUCUACCUUAACGGUAUGGUUGUGGCAACUAUGUUCAUUGGCAAUCGAAAACUGAAUGACUUUUUCAUCUUGAAACCCGGCGAUGAUUUAGAAAGAGGAAUGGUAGCAUUGUCUUUUAGUGACGGUAAUCUAGAAUUUUUUGCAAUGAAUUUGAAUCAUAUUUAUUUUAAAAUACCAUCAAUUACGAACGGCGGGUACAAAUUAAUAAAAACUGUAAUUAACAGUAACAUUUUGGUUGUGUAUCAAAAACAGUGUAUACUGUUGAUUAAUUUUGAAUGCUUCCAAAUUGCUAAAAUUGGAUUACAAUUUGAAAUUCAAUGUGUUGUGUACGGAGGAUUGAAGGAUACUAAACAUACAUUUAUGAUAUGUGAUAAAUCUAACGAACUCUAUGAAAUCGGAUUCAAAAUAGGCAUGAAAUUUAAGACAUGUACGACUCGAUUGGAACUCGGAAUUAAUUUUGAUAUCCCCGUUAUCAUAUGUGAAAUUCCAUUCUCUGAGUCACUUAUUAUGAUUCUUACGAGGAACCGUGAAAAGAAGUAUCUUAACGUAUUUGCGUACGAUAUUAUUAAACGGUGCAUUGUGUCUAAUGUGUUCACCGUCACUUCUAUUGAAGACUACAAACUAAUCCUCACCCCAUUGAGUACGAAAGACAACCCAAGGUGCAAUAUAUACAGCAAAAUUCCACAAUAUGGUUUUAUUGUGACAUUCGUUAGGAAGGGGAAGUCACAAUAUCAGAUAUUACAAUUUGAUAAGUUAAAAAUGUCGAUAAAACGAAUAUUCGGUGGAAAUCUAAAGGUUACUCCAUAUUCAAUAUUAAUAAGAGUAAUAGAUAAAUCAAGGCAAUUAAUAACAUUUUUAGGACGUGAUAUUGAGAUUAAAGAAUUGAUAUAUUUCCAGAAAAACAGUAAUAAUAUGUUUUCAGUUCAAGCUAAGGAUUAUAAAUUAUUCGAAAGAAAUAGUCAACCGUAUAUUGUUUAUGGUUAUGAAGAGGCUGGUUUACUCGAAACGAUAAAUAUGAAAAGUGUUCAUGAAAAUUUUAAUACUCUCCUAAUGGAGGUGCAAAAUGCUCGAUAUGAAAGUUCCGAUAGGUUAAAUAUUGAAUUUGAUAAAUAUUUCCAAAAUACGUUUAUUAAGAUGGCUAGUUCAUUUAUCUUUGUUGAUACAAUUGACAAAGUGAAAUACAAGAGUCCCCUAUUAGAACAUGAUGUAUGGUUUUAUAACCUUGUUUCAUCUCUUGUAAAAAGUGGUGACGUGACGAAGAAUAUUAUAGUUGCAACGGUUGACGAAGAUGAUAAACUGUCCUUGUAUCAUGAUAGGGGCCUACAAUAUGGGAAAUCCAGAUUAUCUACAUCUAGUAUAAGCUUUCAACAUUAUUCACAAGUUGAAGAGGUAAUUCCUAUCCAAAAUGAUUUUACAAGGCUUAGCAGCGUUAUCUUAACUAAUACAUGCACGGGAAUGGAUUCCCAGCCUAUAUUUAUUGUUCUUGGUAGUGGUUCCACUAAAUGUAUUAUCACAAAAUGUCAUGAUGGAUGUCUGGGAAAAGAAAAAAAAUCCACUUCUACGCAAACACUUGACUUUCAACCUAAAUCGAAAAGUUUAUGA
Maudiozyma saulgeensis is the source of this 3387-nucleotide messenger RNA. Lineage: Eukaryota; Fungi; Ascomycota; Saccharomycetes; Saccharomycetales; Saccharomycetaceae. The record is from the annotation of a GenBank genome assembly.